Messenger RNA from Diatraea saccharalis (sugarcane borer), 1509 nucleotides. The record is from the annotation of a GenBank genome assembly. NCBI's taxonomy places the organism in Eukaryota, Metazoa, Arthropoda, Insecta, Lepidoptera, Crambidae.
AGUGGUGGUGGUGUGAAUGUAGGAACAUGGCUCAUCCUAUACAAGCUGCUACUAUAAACCAUUCGGUUGCGCCUGCGCGACCAGUCGUCUCUCUAAUGCCGUUUGCCGCACAUUGCCAAUUGAAAAAAUGUUCCAAGGAGUAUAUACUUAAUAUAUUUUUUUGAAGUGAACCAUUGUUUGUGCCAGUGACUGUGGUUAUUAUUAUAUUUUAAAAUUGGAAAAAGGAAUUUAUCUAUUAAGAUGAAGUUGUACCAGGGUUUUCUCUUCACCGUCCUAUUUGUUCAAUGGGCUUACACUGCUCCAAGUGAGGUGGCGCUUGAAAGUAUCACAGAACCGAAGAAUGAUGAUAUUGAUCAGAAGGACGAUCCAGAAGUGACAAAACCUGAGACUUUAUUAGAUGAAAAAAACGAUAGUCAAGAAAUGCAAGGACAGCGCCAAAAAAGGUGGUAUAAUUUUUACGGCUUCCCUCCUGUGAAUCCAGUAGUCCAGUAUAAAAGAGAUGAUUAUACGAACUCUGGCGCUUAUGGAUUGGAAGAUCCACUCGGCCAGAUUCACAGGAGAUUGCAGGAAUUAAGCGGCUUCAUUAGACAGCCGCAGCCGGUACCUCCACUGCCGCCACAAGCAUUCCCGCCUCAAUUCCCCCCUCAAUUCCCACCAUUCAUCCCUGUACUAUAUAUACCACAGAUAGGCUGCUCUUGCACACCGGCCGAUACACCGAACCGUCCUGAAAAUAGGCCUGCAACACCUCAGGAUAAUAAUCAGACUACAGACAACCCAGGUGUAAACAAUAGGUGGCCUGAAAUGGAGGAUGAGAGACAGAACUGGGGAUUCGUUAUUAACGAUACUGAUACUAACGAUAAUAAUGAAGCCGAUAUAAACGACGGAGCAAGGCCGAUAUCUUUUCAGCCGAUCAGACCUAAUAGGACUAUGAGCAGACCUCCUCCGCCUGUGGAACAUGGAAGUGUUCAAGGAGAUAUUAAUAGUUUGACAGUAACAACAACAACAGUUCGGCCACAACAAGCGCCAACAACUUCGAGAUUGUCGCCACCCAGCACUUGCGACGCUGCAGUGUUAAGUUGCUGCCACAUGCCACAAGUGACAUACGACUGUUUUGCUGUCCAAGGAUGCACAGAUCCUUACUCUUACGGAAAUCCUUGUGAUCCUAGUGUUAUUGCCCGAGUAAUUGAUAGAUUCAGAAUCUUUUAUAAUCAGAGAAGUGGAUGAAAUAUGUUUUAGUAUUAAUAGUUUAUUAUAUAAAACUAUAAUUAAAUGUUAAAUUUGCAUUGUAUUUUGCUGUGAUGAUAUAGAAUUAAAGUAUCUACUUGUACAAUAAUACAUAACGUACACAUAUUUAUUUUUCAAGAUAUUUACAUAUAUAAUAAUAAGGGAUGCAAAAAAUAAAAAAAAUAUUCGGUGAUCAUCUGUAAAAACCAUUUUCUGGUCCAAUCUGGAUAGAAAUAAUAUUCUUAUUACCUUUUGUAAGUAGAAUUAUUUAAGUUUAUAGGUUCC